Molecule: messenger RNA, 594 nt
Organism: Symbiodinium natans
Lineage: Eukaryota; Dinophyceae; Suessiales; Symbiodiniaceae
Source: the annotation of a GenBank genome assembly
AUGCACCACGGGCCCAUCCAUGCCGCCGAGCUCGAGAAGAUGCAGCGGCGGCUUUGGCAUCGGGUGGUCUACUUGGUACCCACAAGCCCGGCUCCAUCAGAAGAUGGAAUGCUUUUCAGCUGGGGCUGCACCUUUACAAAGACCCAGAACCGCAAGGACCUGGGCUAUGUCAAUGGGAACCUGCACAAACCGUUCCUCGCAGCGUUGACCUCGAAGGUCAACGAGUUGGCGGAGUACUUUCAAGCUGAGCGCGUCAUGGCGAUGGGGUACAGCAUGGGUGGCUUCGGAGCCCUCCAGCUUGGCUCCUUCGCGCCUGAGUCCUACGACGCAGUUGUUUCCGUGGCCGGGUAUGGCAUGGGCACACUGGAGCCCACGGAGCGCUCGGGCGCUCCGCAGCCCAAGGGGCGAAAUGUGUUCCAGUGGUUCUUGGACAACUCCAUCUCUCAUCUUGCGGAUGUGCCAGUGGUUCUCGGCAUCCACGCCCCAAGCGACACGAUGUCCUCCUUUGCGGAUGCAGCUCAGCUCAGUCUGCGGGGUUGGAAGCUCAUGAAGCAUGUAGAGCUUAGAGCUUUUCCUUUCCUUCUAAGAUUCUAG